GUAUUAAGUAUUAAUUUCUUUCAAAGAUAAAAAAUCUUACUGACCCCAAAACUGUUGAAAAGUAGUGUAUGUGUCUUUGUAUGCUAACACCCUUAGCCCAGUUCCAGGCAUCUCUGAUUAGGCACUUAAAGGAAACUGCAUUCUGUGCAUACUCGGCUUGCUCGGUCAAUCUCACACACACACACACACACACACACAUGUGAUUGAGAAACUUUUCUCUGAAUUAAGUGCUUGUCUACUGUUCGGUGUGUGUUCCAGUACAUUUCUGCACUUUUUUUCAUUGGGCUUUUAAACAAUGAAAACAAUCAUUUUAAAAGCAGGUUUAUAAGAGCAAUAUAAUAAAGUAGCACUUAACCAUGUGCCGUCUCUCUCUCUCUCUCAGGUCACUGCUGGCAGCUACUCCCUCUCCAGUUGUGUUCUGUCAUAAUGACGUACAGGAAGGCAAUAUCCUCAUGUUGGAUGGCCGGGAGAAUUCAUCUGACAAACUAAUGCUUAUUGAUUUUGAAUACAGCAGCUAUAACUACAGAGGCUUUGAUUUUGGGAAUCAUUUCUGUGAAUGGAUAUAUGACUACACGUAUGACCAGUGGCCCUUCUACAAGGCAAAGGUGGAGAAUUACCCCAACAGACAACAGCAGUUACAUUUUAUCAGACACUAUCUGUCAGAAAGGGUUGCACCUGCAGACCAAGCCAGGAUAGAAGAGGACAUGAUCACUGAGGCAAACCGGUUUGCCCUUGCGUCUCAUUUCCUCUGGGGUUUGUGGUCCAUUAUUCAAGCCAAUAUCUCCAAAAUCGAGUUUGGAUACAUGGUAAACUGGAAAAAAAAAUUAUAUCACAACACACACAAACAGAUUAUAAAUCUGACAAUCUCACAUUUUUUAAUCCUUUUAUGA
Sinocyclocheilus grahami is the source of this 890-nucleotide messenger RNA. Its product is annotated as choline/ethanolamine kinase-like. Gene Ontology annotation, biological process: CDP-choline pathway; phosphatidylethanolamine biosynthetic process. Gene Ontology annotation, molecular function: choline kinase activity; ethanolamine kinase activity. The coding region runs from base 357 to 890 and encodes 177 amino acids. Gene Ontology annotation, cellular component: cytoplasm. The record is from RefSeq and is a predicted model, not a curated record. Lineage: Eukaryota; Metazoa; Chordata; Actinopteri; Cypriniformes; Cyprinidae. The transcript has 5 exons.